AGGAAAACUUUCCCUUCCUCAAGAGCGCAAAAUCAACUCGGUGGUUGUGUGGCAUAAUCGUCAGCCACGCCGACUGACACGAUGAGGUCAGGACUAACUGCGUGCCUGGGUCUCCUUCUGGCAGUACACGUAUGUGUAGUCAGACCCACGACCCUGCAAGACAGGCAAAACUGUGGACCCGGUGAUACUCCUCCCGCUACCAGAGUCGACACCACAGAGAGAUUGAGGAUCUUCAGGCAGAAUCUGAACACAAUACGUACCGCCAGUGGUUCUGUUAUCGCCGCCUUUAUUGUUGGAUCCGGGGAUGCCCAUAACAGCGAGUACCCAACGUCUUUCGAUCGCAGACGGGGGUUCAUCAGUGGUUUUGGCGGCUCAGCAGCCUAUUUCACCACAAUGAAGGAGCUUCUGGCCAAGAUGUCCAACGCACCAGAUCUCCAAUAUGUGACCUCCAACAACAACCCCACAGACAGAACCUGGACCACAGGUCGUCCUGAGCAGGCCAAUAGCCCCAUCAAUGCGCUGGACAUUCAGUUUGCAGGGAUACCAUGGAGCGAGAAGAUUUCAGAUCUUCGGACCAAAAUGACGGAAGAGGAUGUCAAGGCCUUCGCCGUAACCGGCCUGGACGAGAUUGCAUGGUUGUUCAACAUUCGAGGCACUGAUGUGGACUACAAUCCAUUCGUUUUGGGCUACGCGAUCGUGGAACAGAAUACAGUGAGCUUGUACAUCCGCAACAAAAACAGUAAGCUGCAGGCAGCGCCCACAGACAACUCCACCUCGGAGACUCUCCAGCGCCACUUGGGUACCUCUGCCCUGGGCUCAUGUGCCGGGAUCAGCACCCCGUGCGUUCAGGUCCGAGAGUAUGUACAGAGUGAUGUUGAAAACGCACUUCGCACAAUCGCAAACACCGGGCGUGUCUGGGUGACUUUUGAAGCGAACUACGCCAUCUACUCCUCGGUGCAAAACAACGUGCUGGUGGAUAAAUCACCGAUUGCUUUGAGCAAAUCGAUGAAAAACUCCGUAGAAAGAAUGGGAAUGCAGAAAGCGUAUAAUCGAGAUUCUGUCGUUCUCAUCAAGUUCUUGGCUUUCUUGGAGAAAGAGAUCGAAGCUGGCAGGGAAUGGACUGAAGUCUCUGCGGCCGAAGAACUGGACAAGAGAAGAUCGCAAGCUGAGUACGCCAGGGGCUUGAGCUUUGAGACCAUCUCGAGCUACGGGCCUAACGGAGCCGUCAUCCACUACCGGCCCAGCGAAACCACCAACAGGGCCAUCACCACUGACGGCCUGUACCUUCUGGACUCUGGCGGCCAGUACCUAGAUGGAACUACUGACGUUACACGAACCAUGCAUUAUGGAACCCCAACUGAUUUUGAAAAGGAGUGCUACACACGAGUUCUCAUGUCUUCGGUGAGCUUGGCAAUGCUGAGAUGGCCGGAAGGACUUUAUGGACGCCAGAUCGAUGCUUUGGCCAGGUACCAACUGUGGGAGGCCGGCCUCGUAUACAGACACGGCACAGGUCACGGCAUAGGCGCUUACCUCAGCGUUCAUGAAGGCCCUGGACGAAUUCGUUUGAAGACGACCUUAAACCCUAGCGACGAGCCCUUGUCACCAUACAACUACUUCUCGGACGAGCCUGGUUACUAUGAAGAAAACAAGUUUGGCAUCAGACUGGAGACAAUUGUGAUGGUCUCGCCACACACACCAAAGUACGACACAGCAGGUGUGGGUUUUUACGAGUUCAAGCCGAUAACUCUUGUGCCGUUUGAACCGAAACUGACAGACCUGUCUAUGCUAAAUACCAAACAACUACAAUGGCUAAACAAGUACAACACCAUGAUCAAAGACGACAUCCUUCCUUUGCUGGCUGGGGACCAAGUUGCCAUUAACUGGGUGAACAAACGCAUCCAGCCCAUAGAUCUUCCAACAAUUUGUGGGGCAGAGGCUUUAACGUUCUACCCACUUCUUGCUUUUGUCUCAACACUCCUGUCUCUUUCCUUUAUGCACUUCACAUAGAGACAGGGGCUUCGUAUCGUCUGGUCAUAGUCAUAGCCAUAGAGUCUAGUAGGGAAUGUAAUAAUAUAUAGCGUAUAGGAUAUAUGAUAAUAAUACGAUUAAUAAUGUAAUUAUAGGGCCCAUGCUUUUCAUACACACACACACACACACACACACACACACACACACACACACACACACACACACA
Molecule: messenger RNA, 2194 nt
Organism: Aplysia californica (California sea hare)
Lineage: Eukaryota; Metazoa; Mollusca; Gastropoda; Aplysiida; Aplysiidae
Product: xaa-Pro aminopeptidase 1
Molecular function (GO): metalloaminopeptidase activity
Source: RefSeq, a predicted model, not a curated record